CCAGAAUACCGUUCACCUGACCAGUUUUGGUUCCAAACAAUCAUGGCGUCGCACGGGGAAGAUGUUUCUGAGGACCAAACAGAGCGAAAACCCGCCGCGGUGUCUUUUGGAUUUACUAAAACAGUUAGCAAAUUCAAACCUUCUUCUGUGGAAGGAGUGAUAAACAAAGAGGAGAAAGAUUACUUGACGGGAAUUGACAGGAAAGAAUUGCAGAGUACCAAGCCAUCAGAGAAGCCCAGAGAGCUGAUCAUCCCUCUGAUCCAGAAGAACCGCUGGCACCGGCUGGACCGAGCGGCCCCCAGCGAGCCGAGCGCCGGGAGUGAAGGCAAAACACAGGAAGCUCCUCAGGAUAAUGACUCUGUGGAGUCCCAGGCUGUCAAAGAGCUCAUUGAAGACUCGAGGAGGCAGCUGGAGGAGUGGCAGAACGGCUCUCAGCCAGAGAACCUGAACCUCGCCAUCCCCCUGUUGAUGCAGAACAAAGUCCCUGACGGCUUCGAGGACGGAGACCACGUGAAGGUGGAUCUGCGGCCUGAAUCCUCGACAGAGGCGGACUAUGAGUGCGUUCCUGUGGCGGCGUAUGGAAUCGCUAUGCUGAAAGGGAUGGGCUGGAACAAAGAGGAAGGCAUCGGACGCACCUUCAAACAGCAUGUGAAGCCGAUCGAGAGCCAGCUCCGCCCCAAAGGUCUGGGUCUGGGCGCCGAUCGUGCAGCCGUAAAGGACCUGGAGCCCACCCGACACAAGCGCCCCCCCAAGCCCGGCGAUGAGCCUGAGAAGGCGGAGGAGCUGGUGAUGGGGCCCGGAGGCUACGUGCUGGUGCAGUCAGGGGCCCACAAAGAACUCUACGGCAAGAUUGAAGGCGUGGACGCCGACAACGCUCGGGUGGUGGUGAAGCUGUCUAUCGGCGGCAGGUCUGCCACAAUCAGCCAGUACGCUAUGAAGCUGGUGGGACGGCAAGAAUACGAGAAAAACUGCAAAGACAUCAGUCGCCUCAGCAGAGCCCACAAAGAGAAGGAGAAGGAGAAAGAGCGAGAGAAGGAGCAGCAGAGACGGGAGGAGAGAGAGAGCCGGAGUAAGAGCGACAAGAAUUCAGAGAGAGACGAGAGGAAGAGGAAACAAAGAGAAUCCAGCAAAGACAGAGACAGGCCUCCGGUGAAAGAGGCGAGGCGACCCCCGCCACCCCCUUCCUGGCUGCAGAGAGAUUUGAAAGUUCGCUUUAUAGACAAAUCCUUCAAAGGAGGCAAAUACUACAACUCAAAGAUGCGUAUAGAGGACGUCCUGUCACCCAACACCUGUGUGUGUCGAACUGAGGAGGGACGCCUGUUAGACGAUGUGAAGCAGAGCAUGCUGGAAACCAUCAUUCCCAAACACGAGUCUGAGUCUAUAAUGGUUGUACUGGGCGAGCACAGAGGACAGGUGGGCCGUAUCCUCCAGCGGGACAAGAACAAGUGUAGAGCGAUGGUGCAACUCGACCGACACGAGGAGAAGCUGUUCACGCUGGAUUAUGACAUCAUCUGUCACUACGUGGGAGAAACGGACCACUGACUCAAAUACCGCCCCCCCCCCCCCUUCAUCCUCACACCUCUAAUGAUGUUUCUUGUGAAAAAAAAUCGUCAAUUUUAAAGCAAUUUUGUAAUAAAACAGUGUCAAGAA
Messenger RNA from Eleginops maclovinus (Patagonian blennie), 1650 nucleotides. RefSeq names its product G patch domain and KOW motifs (gene gpkow). The coding region runs from base 43 to 1542 and encodes 499 amino acids. Gene Ontology annotation, biological process: mRNA splicing, via spliceosome. The record is from RefSeq and is a predicted model, not a curated record. The transcript is spliced from 11 exons. Lineage: Eukaryota; Metazoa; Chordata; Actinopteri; Perciformes; Eleginopidae. Gene Ontology annotation, molecular function: nucleic acid binding. Gene Ontology annotation, cellular component: spliceosomal complex.